GAUUCUUCCAAGGACACCAAGUUUCUUAUUCCUUUUCCUUUCUCUAAACCAUUUUCUGUUUUUGACAAAACUUAAACCGAACAACCUUCUUCUUCUUCUUCUUCUUAAUAAUAAUACAAACAACAAAAGAUUAUUUGUCUCUUAGAUUUCUCAGAUUUGACGCGUAAUACUAACAAUGUGCCCAUUGAGGCUGAUUCUGGUAUUCCUCUCCGCCACUCUUGCCGGUUUUUUUGUUAUAAAAAACCUCAAGUCCCGCCCUUUCUCCGCCAGCACCGACACUGGAGAUGAUGACAAUUCCACCACCACCACCGACAGCAACAAGAAUUCUCCUCAUCACUCUGAUUCUUCUUCUUCUUCUUCUUCUUCUCGGUUCUCAAAGGUAAAGUCAGGGGUGGAAAUGGGGUUUUGGACAUUGGUAGAUAUGGCAAAUGGGAAAUACUUGUGGAGGCAAUUGGGUUUUUCCUCAAAACGUGAAAGUUGAUUGCUUUUUGGAGUUUUUGUUUCUGUAGGUAAUGGAAUUUACAAUUGUGUUCAGGUUUUCAUUUUUCUACUAAUGGUUGUGUGUUACUGCAAUCCAAUUGGAAAAAAUAGACCCCAUUUGGAAAUCGUUGUUGUUGUAUUGGUUGUGGAAUUGUAACUUGUAAAGUAAUAUUAGCAUUUAGUAAGAAUGAAAGAUCAGUACUUUGUACUAUUAGCAUUUAAUAAGAAUGAAAGAUCAGAACUUUGUGGCUUUUAGAUGUUGUGUUGAUCUUUAGUGGUUUCAUUUAUGUUGUAGCGGUGGUGAGAUUCUGUUCUUGUAUUUGUAGUAAUGUUGCUGUUGUUGUAUUGGUGAUGAAAUUGUAAUUACUAGGACUAGCAUUUGGUAAGAUUGAAAGGUCAAACUUUUUGGCUUUUA
Molecule: messenger RNA, 895 nt
Organism: Populus euphratica (Euphrates poplar)
Lineage: Eukaryota; Viridiplantae; Streptophyta; Magnoliopsida; Malpighiales; Salicaceae
Exons: 2
Coding region: 176-481 (101 amino acids)
Source: RefSeq, a predicted model, not a curated record